AUGGACACCGGUACGAGGUUGCACUACGAAGACGUCGCCAAAAGACUCCGCGCGGACCUCAAGACAUGGGAAAACGACUGGGCCAGCACGCACGGCGGCAGCAAGCCGGGGCGCCAGGAUAUCAAGAACAACGGCGACAUUGCCCGAAAAUACAAAGAGUACAACAAGGCACGCGACAUACUCGCUGGCAAGGCGGCUCCACCGUUACCGACGGAAGACUCGAGAGUCAAAAAGCGCAAGUCGGCCCCCAGACCGUCCGAAGGAUCCAUCAAGCGAACGAAAUGCACCGAGACUCCCUCCAAGGACCCCGUCCGACAUGAUGGUCUCAUGAACUCGCCAGCCGUCUCGCGAAUACUCUUCAGCCCCGCACCGAUCACGUCGCUGGGUCCGACGCCGCAAAAGGAUGGCCGAGUCCUCGGCCUCUUCGAUCUGCUGGUGGAACGAGAACUCGGCACUCCGUCGAGGAAGAAUGCAAGUCCCGUCAAGCGGACCGCGAACCGGCUCAACGUUCAAGCCACGCCGAGCAAGCGAGUGAGCGACCCGCAUCUCGACGGCGAAUCAAGGUUGGGCCGCACGCCCAUGUCGGCGAGCAAGCGACAGCUUUUGGACAUAUUCAUGACGCCGCUGAGGAAGCGAAAAGGCGACGGCGAGGGAAAGACGCCGACGUCGGUGUCGAAGCUUCAAUUCGACACGCCCGCCUUUCUCAAGAGACAUUCGCUUCCCACCUUGGAGGAGGCUGGAUCCUUUGGCGAGCCGGCCCGGUUACGCCUGCCGCGGAAGCCCAUGGUCCGUGGUCUAAGCGAAAUCGUCGCGAGCUUGAGGAGAGUGGAAGAGGAGACGUGCGAGGAGACGCUCGACAACGACGCAGACAUGGAGGCCCUGCGCGAGGCCGAGGAAGCCGAUCUCGGCAUGGACAGGCCAGGGGCCGUGCGGAAGGCGCCGAAGCCCCCGGUGGACGUCAUCGUCGAGGAUAGCCAGCGGAUGCUCCCCCUCGGCGGCUUCGACGACGAGGGCAUGUACGACAGCCCCGUGGAGGACUCGACAGACCGGCACGGAAACCCGAUGGUCGCAUACAAGAAGAAGGGGCAAAAGCGGACAACGAGGCGCUCCAACAUGAAGCCCGUCAAGGUAUCGCGACCCGCGGCCAUGGAUCAGGCGGAGGACGAGGAGAAGGAGGACGAGCAUGUCGUGCCCGAAACACAAGCGGCCGCCGCCGUCGAGGACGCAGCCCAUUUCGACUCGGAGCUUGACGGCUACCAGCGGGACAUGUCAAAGGCCGUGGCGGCGGCCAUGGCAAAGGCAGACCUGAAGAAGGAGGGGGCCGUUCGGAAAACGGUGCGGAAAGUCAACGAGCUGGCGCAUGCCAACUUCCAGAAGCUCAAGCUGCGCAACAGCGGACUCAAGGGGGGACCGGGCUACAACAGUCGCUUCCGGCGGAAGCGGUAG
Messenger RNA from Drechmeria coniospora, 1446 nucleotides. RefSeq names its product DNA replication regulator SLD2. Gene Ontology annotation, molecular function: single-stranded DNA binding; DNA replication origin binding. The coding region runs from base 1 to 1446 and encodes 481 amino acids. Gene Ontology annotation, biological process: mitotic DNA replication preinitiation complex assembly; DNA replication initiation; double-strand break repair via break-induced replication. Gene Ontology annotation, cellular component: DNA replication preinitiation complex. The record is from RefSeq and is a predicted model, not a curated record. Lineage: Eukaryota; Fungi; Ascomycota; Sordariomycetes; Hypocreales; Ophiocordycipitaceae. The transcript is spliced from 2 exons.